Molecule: messenger RNA, 1412 nt
Organism: Microcebus murinus (gray mouse lemur)
Lineage: Eukaryota; Metazoa; Chordata; Mammalia; Primates; Cheirogaleidae
Gene: PARL
Product: presenilin associated rhomboid like
Cellular component (GO): membrane
Molecular function (GO): serine-type endopeptidase activity
Source: RefSeq, a predicted model, not a curated record
UGGUUUGGCGGCUGGGGUUGGUAAGGUCGGGCCAUGGUGGGGCAGAGGUUGGAAGAUGGCGUGGCGAGGCUGGGCGCAGAGAGGCUGGGGUUGUGGCCAGGCGUGGGCUCCACUGGUGAGCGGCCGCAGCGGCGAGGAGGUCACUGUGGCCCUAGCCCCGCCACGGCUGUUCGGACGCAGGUUUAACUUCUUUAUUCAGCAAAAAUGUGGAUUCAGAAAAGCACCCCGGAAGGUUGAACCUCGAAGAUCAGACACAGGGACAAGUGGGACAGCAUACAAAAGAAGUGUUUUGAUUCCUCCUGUGGAAGAAACAGCCUUUUAUCCUUCUCCCCAUCCUCUAAGGACUCUUGUAAAACCUUUAUUUUUUACUGUUGGGUUUACAGGCUGUGCAUUUGGAUCAGCUGCUAUUUGGCAAUAUGAAUCACUGAAAUCCAGGGUCCAGAGUUAUUUUGAUGGUAUAAAAGCUGAUUGGUUGGAUAGCAUAAGACCACAGAAAGAAGGAGACUUCAGAAAGGAGAUUAACAAGUUGUGGAAUAACCUUAGUGAUGGCCAGCGGACUGUGACAGGUAUCAUAGCUGCAAAUGUCUUCGUAUUCUGUUUAUGGAGAGUACCUGCUUUACAGAGGACAAUGAUCAGAUAUUUCACAUCUAAUCCAGCCUCAAAGGUCCUUUGUUCUCCAAUGUUGCUCUCAACGUUCAGCCAUUUCUCCUUACUUCACAUGACAGCAAAUAUGUAUGUUUUGUGGAGUUUCUCCUCCAGCAUAGUGAACAUUCUGGGUCAAGAGCAGUUCAUGGCAGUGUACCUGUCUGCAGGUGUUAUUUCCAAUUUUGUCAGUUACAUGUGUAAAGUUUCCACAGGAAGAUAUGGACCAUCACUUGGUGCAUCUGGUGCAAUCAUGACCGUCCUCGCAGCUGUCUGCACUAAGAUCCCAGAAGGGAGGCUCGCCAUUAUCUUCCUUCCGAUGUUCACCUUCACAGCAGGGAAUGCCCUAAAAGCCAUUAUUGCCAUGGAUACAGUGGGGAUGAUCCUGGGAUGGAAAUUUUUUGAUCAUGCAGCACAUCUUGGGGGAGCUCUCUUUGGAAUAUGGUAUGUUACUUAUGGUUAUGAACUCAUUUGGAAGAACAGGGAGCCUCUAGUGAAAAUCUGGCAUGAAAUGAGGACUAAUGGCCCCAAAAAAGGUGGUGGCUCUAAGUAAAACUGGGCUUGGACAGUACUGGAGCAUCUGGGCCACGCUGCCUGGGAGCCCCAGGAGCACCUGGGCCCGGGAGUGACCACGUCUGUGCUCCGGCUUGGAAGACACCUGCAUCUGGACUCCCCACGAUUUAAACCGUGUCCCCCAGUCCAUGUCUUACUAUAAAGUGAAUUAUGACAAAGUUGGAAAUAAAGGUUUAUAUCUCUAGUUUGUAAGCGGA